CGUUUACGCUGAGUUUGGACUCGCAGAGGCUGGAGUUCAGUGUAGAUACGUAAACUACGCUCGGGCUGUUCUCAGCGUGAGAGGCUCUGCUGCUGAAAAGUGCAGGAAAAGUUUGGAGUUUGCUGAACUGUUGAAUUGAUUCUCCAGAAACAGGGAGAGAAAUCUCAGGAGACUCCACAGAAAAUGCCAGGACAGAUUAUCAGCGGGAAGGAAGUCUCUGCUCAGGUGAGAGAGAGGCUGAAGAAGGAGGUGGAGGCCAUUCUGAAGCAAGAUGCAAACUUCAGACCAGGCCUGGUGGUGCUUCAGGUGGGAAACAGAGACGACUCCAAUCUGUAUAUCAGUAUGAAGCUGAAAGCUGCUGCUGAGAUUGGAAUUAAUGCCACACAUCUCAGACUUCCUCAGACUGCUACUGAAGAUGAGGUCCUGCGGAGCAUCAGGGAGGUGAAUGAGAACUCGAGUGUUCAUGGACUCAUUGUACAGCUGCCUCUGGACUCCAUUCACCGCAUCGACACUGAGAAGGUCACCAACGCUGUAGCUCCAGAGAAAGAUGUAGACGGUUUAACAAGCAUAAACGCAGGAAAGCUGGCCCGUGGAGAUCUCGACAAGUGUUUCAUUCCCUGUACUCCUAACGGCUGCAUGGAGCUUAUCAAACAGACAGGUGUGUCUGUGCUAGGGAAAAGGGCUGUUGUGAUUGGCCGCAGUAAGAUCGUGGGCGCACCAAUGCACGACCUUCUGCUCUGGAAUCAUGCUACUGUAACCACCUGUCACUCGAGAACCGCUGACCUGGCUGCUGAGGUGGGAAAGGCGGAUAUUUUGGUGACUGGGAUUGGAAAGCCUGAGAUGGUGAAGGGAGAGUGGGUGAAGAAGGGAGCAGUGGUCAUCGACUGUGGUAUCAAUCAUAUUCCAGAUGACACGAAGGCGAGUGGGAAGCGAGUGGUGGGUGAUGUUGAGUUUGCCUCUGCUAAAGAGCAGGCAGCCUUCAUCACACCGGUUCCAGGAGGAGUCGGACCCAUGACUGUAGCCAUGCUUAUGCAGAAUACUGUUAUUAGUGCCAAGCGCUUCCUUCAGGAACAUAAACCAGGAAAAUGGAAUAUCUCUUAUACCAAACUCGACUUGCAGAGACCCGUUCCAAGUGAUAUCGUCAUCUCUCGCUCUUGCGUGCCGAAACCCAUCAACCACUUGGCGAGAGAGAUCGGGCUUCUCUCAGAUGAAGUGGAGCUGUACGGCAAGACCAAGGCCAAAGUUCAGCUGGAGACUAUUGACCGACUUCGGGCUCAAGCUGAUGGCAAAUAUGUUGUAGUUACUGGAAUCACUCCCACACCUCUUGGAGAGGGGAAGAGCACCACUACGAUAGGACUGGUGCAGGCUCUUGGUGCUCACCUCAACCGCAAUGUGUUUGCUUGUGUACGCCAACCAUCUCAAGGCCCCACAUUCGGUAUUAAAGGUGGCGCUGCUGGAGGUGGUUAUUCUCAAGUUGUUCCUAUGGAAGAGUUUAAUCUGCAUCUCACCGGUGAUAUCCACGCCAUCACUGCUGCCAACAACCUGGUAGCUGCUGCUAUUGAUGCUCGGAUGUUCCACGAGGCGACUCAGUCUGAUAAAGCACUUUUCAACCGCCUUGUUCCACUAAGUGGAGGCCAGAGGAGGUUCUCUCCCGUACAGAUCAACAGACUGAAGAAACUGGGAAUAGAGAAGAGUGACCCCACCACGCUCUCUGAGGAGGAGAUCACACGCUUUGCCAGGUUGGAUAUCGACCCCGAGUCUGUCACCUGGCAGAGAGUGCUGGACACCAAUGAUCGCUUCCUGAGGAAGAUCACAAUUGGCCAGGCUCCUACUGAGAAAGGCCACACCAGAACCGCUCAGUUUGAUAUCACGGUGGCCAGUGAGAUCAUGGCUGUGCUGGCUCUCACCAGCAGUAUGGAGGACAUGAGGCAGAGGUUGGCUAAGAUGGUGGUGGCCACAAGCCGCAGUGGAGACCCCAUCACUACUGAAGACCUGGGUGUGUGUGGAGCGCUGACUGUGUUAAUGAAAGAUGCCAUCAAACCCAACCUAAUGCAGACACUUGAGGGGAAUCCUGUGUUUGUUCAUGCUGGACCUUUUGCCAACAUCGCUCACGGGAACUCCUCUAUUUUAGCUGAUAAGAUUGCUCUGAAGCUGGUGGGACCUGAAGGAUUUGUAGUGACGGAGGCAGGUUUCGGUGCAGACAUCGGGAUGGAGAAGUUCUUUAACAUUAAGUGUCGUUACUCUGGGCUGAGGCCUCAUGUAGUGGUGCUGGUGGCAACAGUCAGAGCGCUGAAGAUGCACGGUGGAGGACCAACUGUCACAGCUGGCAUGCCUCUACCAAAGGAAUACACUGAGGAGAAUCUGGAUCUGGUGGAGAAAGGCUGCAGUAACUUGAGGAAACAGGUGGAGAACGCUAAACACUUCGGGGUGCCGGUCGUUGUGGCAGUCAAUGCCUUCAAGACAGAUACUGAUGCUGAAGUGCAGCUGAUCUGUAAGCUCUCUAAAGAAGCUGGGGCGUUUGAUGCGGUGCCGUGCACUCACUGGGCAGAUGGUGGCGCUGGAGCUGUGGAAUUGGGAAAGGCUGUGCAGAAAGCUGCAGAGGCUCCCAGCAACUUCAGCUUCCUCUACAACACUGAGCUGCCCGUCGCUGAUAAGAUCAGAAUUAUUGCACAGAAGAUUUACGGGGCCGACGACAUCGAGCUCCUCCCAGAGGCUCAGCGUAAAGUAGAGCUGUACACAAAACAGGGUUUUGGUAAUUUGCCGAUUUGUAUGGCGAAGACCCACCUGUCUCUUUCUCAUGAUGCUGAGAAGAAAGGUGUGCCCACCGGUUUUGUUCUGCCUAUUCGUGAUAUUCGUGCCAGCGUGGGCGCCGGCUUCCUCUAUCCGUUGGUUGGCACGAUGCCGACCAUCCCAGGCCUCCCAACACGUCCGUGCUUCUACGACAUUGAUCUCGAUCCAGUGACUGGAGAAGUCAUCGGACUCUUUUAGAGGAGAGAGGAGACGCGUGUUGAGCCGUAAUGUGACCCACCUGUGUGCUGGAGAUGAUUUUAACAGUAAAAUUAAGAAGAUAAACCAGUAUUGUAAUAAGUGUUCUGAUGUUUUUUUUUCUGUAGUUUUCAGAUAGUCUUCCUAGUUUAGGAGUUUUUAGAUGAGGUAGGAUGGUGCUACUGUCAGCUUCAAUAAAAAAAAGGCAAGAGGAAUCUAAAAUUUACUUUCAGAAACUGCACACCUUUUAUUCCACCGUUAUGGUUUCCAUUUACAUUGGUUAGAUGAGUAGCUUUAUUUCAUUUAAUGUUCUUUAAUAUUAAUUUUGGAAUAUUAACACACACAUGUUUUGAGUUUUUUAAAUUCACAGUACAUCUGGCAGCACAUCCACGACACGUGCUGAAGUUUUGCACAAGAGCACGAUGAGUAAAGCCGGGAGUAUGUUCAUAAAACACAGGAGUGCUGAACUAUAACCAGGUGUCCAGGUGUUCACAUUCUUCUUCCUCUUAAAUACUGUAGAAAUGCAGCCUCUGGUGCUUCAUGCUCUCACAACUGCCACCUUUAUAGAACCUAGAAAUUCCUCUGGAAACUAUGAGAGCGUACAGUAAACAAGAACAUGACUAUUAUUAUGUUUCUGUUUAUUAUGUGUUUUUCUCUUCUUUUUUUUCUUUUGAGAAACAUUGUAGAAUAUCUUUAGCAAUACGAUACUACAACACACUACAUCCAUUUUAUCCACAUUGGACCACUGAGUUACCGUAUUUUUUGCACUAUACAGCGCACCGGAUUAUGAGGCAUAUUUUAUCCACCACUAGUAAGGCACAGGGGUGUCUCCAUUUUUUCCUAUUAAUUCUGCAGGGUUAGCGGCUAGCAAUUAACAGCUAAUGCAGCCCGACACAGCUACAAGGAGAUUGAUGAGGAACCCUGAGCGAUGUUAGCUAGCAGUUCGUCCCACGUAGCUUGUUUUAACACAGUAAACAUGCAGGCUACAGUCCAAUAUACUCUCCUCUGAACGGCGAAAAGCUAGCACUGUAGUUAGCGGCUAAUGCUAAGGCAGCUCCAGUAGUGCUAUCCAGGGUUGGCAGCAGGCAACAGGCUGAUAAUACUACCUUGGAACAGCAAAAGACUUAGCGCUUAGCACGGUUAGCGGCUAAUGCUAAUGCUGCUAGAAUAUAUUAGGAAUGACAUAAGGAGCUCCGGAUUAUGAGGCGCACUAAUGAUUUUUGCAAAAAAUUUAAGGAUUUUAGGUAUGCCUUAUAUUGCGAAAAAAUAUGGUAAUUAUGGUACAUAUAUAGUAAUUUAAAAAAUAUGGUCAUUAAAUUUCCACAUUUCCGAAUUUUCAAAUAACCUACAAUUAUUUAAAAAAAAAACUGGCAUUCAGUAUCUUAACAGAGCUAGUAUUAAUAAUAAUGAGUGCAAUCUUUUAUACUUUACCAAUGAAAUUAAUGACUCAAUGUGACUCAAACACUGGAGAAAUGUGAAUUUCUUUCUGUUGAACUGGAACAUUUCAAUAUAAUUAUCACUCUGUGAAAAAGAUGUUCCCAUUUAUUUCCAUCACAGAUGUGUUACAUGGAGAAUGUUUGUUGUGAUUAAAAAUGAUUAAUCCGUUAAUUGUCUUAAGCAUGAGUGAAGCCUUUUUUACUGGAUGUUCUGCAAUUAAAGUUGUCUUAUUUGUCUUAUAUCUUUCUUUUUGUGUAUAUUUGCAAUUGCUCUGUAAUCCGCCAUAAACUUGCUGUUUAAACUAA
Molecule: messenger RNA, 4727 nt
Organism: Astyanax mexicanus (Mexican tetra)
Lineage: Eukaryota; Metazoa; Chordata; Actinopteri; Characiformes; Acestrorhamphidae
Gene: mthfd1b
Product: methylenetetrahydrofolate dehydrogenase (NADP+ dependent) 1b
Exons: 27
Coding region: 184-2988 (934 amino acids)
Biological process (GO): tetrahydrofolate interconversion
Cellular component (GO): cytosol
Molecular function (GO): formate-tetrahydrofolate ligase activity; methylenetetrahydrofolate dehydrogenase (NADP+) activity; methenyltetrahydrofolate cyclohydrolase activity
Source: RefSeq, a predicted model, not a curated record